GACGGCUGGGGCAGAGCCUGCUGUGGGGAGCUUCGCGCUGCAGGGCUCUGCGCGGGAACGCUAACCUGGUCCGGAGUGAGCCUGGGUCUAAGCCCCGCGGACAGUUUUUCACGAGUCUUAUAGCCUUCGGAGGCUUGCUCUGUUGCGCAGGCUGGAGUGCGGUGGUGUGAUCUUGGCUCACUACAAGCUCCCUCUCCCGGGUUCAAGCAAUUCUCCUGCCUCAGCCUCCCGAGUAACUGGGAUUACAGGCUUUCUUCUAAUCAAGAUGAGUGAUAAACCAGACUUGUCAGAAGUGGAGAAGUUUGACAGGUCAAAACUGAAGAAAACUAAUACUGAAGAAAAAAAUACUCUUCCUUCAAAGGAAACUAUCCAGCAGGAGAAAGAGUGUGUUCAAACAUCGUAAAAUGGGGAUCUCCUCCAAAGAGCAUAUUUCAACAUUGCCUGACAGUCUUGGUUUUAGGCUUGUUUUUUUGUAAACCUAUGUGUUUGUAAAGAUUUCAGGCAUCUUCUGAUUUCUUCUUAACUGUUUUCCCUGGCUAAGGUAGUGUUUCCUUAAGUUCCAUUUCAAAUUUCCCAUUGGUAUGUAAAUUCCAAAUGGCAGAUGCUGUCAAUAAUCUUGCCAUGGAUGACCUUUGUAUGUUUAGUCCUUGCAUCUCAUACAGGAUAAGCCAAUUUUAACCUUCUACAAUGGAUGCCUCAAUUGUUUCAUAAUCUUCAUGAAGAUGCAUCCUUUGGCAGCUUCUUAUAGUUUAUUUUCACUUCCAAUGUAGCAAUAAAAUAAUAAAUAUAAUAGUUA
Molecule: messenger RNA, 796 nt
Organism: Pongo pygmaeus (Bornean orangutan)
Lineage: Eukaryota; Metazoa; Chordata; Mammalia; Primates; Hominidae
Gene: TMSB15C
Product: thymosin beta 15C
Exons: 4
Coding region: 266-403 (45 amino acids)
Biological process (GO): regulation of cell migration; actin filament organization
Cellular component (GO): cytoplasm
Molecular function (GO): actin monomer binding
Source: RefSeq, a predicted model, not a curated record